Ananas comosus (pineapple) is the source of this 1398-nucleotide messenger RNA. RefSeq lists its product as uncharacterized. Lineage: Eukaryota; Viridiplantae; Streptophyta; Magnoliopsida; Poales; Bromeliaceae. The transcript is spliced from 2 exons. The record is from RefSeq and is a predicted model, not a curated record. The coding region runs from base 243 to 584 and encodes 113 amino acids.
UUUUCUUUUUUUUUUCUUUUCCUCCUCUCUCCUUUCCACUUUCCGCCUAAUAAGAGUUGCGAAAACGCAUUCAAUCUCCUUCUAUCAUUAUUAUUACCAAACAAAAUAAUAAAACCAGGAAAAAGGGUAAAAACAGGAGAGAGAGAGAGAGCGAGAGAGGGGGGCGGGUGUCGGGAGAGAUACCGACGAGGAGAGGAGAGAGAGAGAGAGAGACAGGGAGAGAGAUAAAGAGAGAGAGGGAGAUGGUGUUUCGGAGCGGGUGGGUGGCGGGGGCGGCGCGGGCGUCGGCGGAGCUGAGCCAGUACGUGGCGUGCAACCCGGAGCGGCUGUCCGGCGAGGAGGUGCUCCACCUGCUGUGCUGUCUGCCCCUCCGCCACCUCCUCCGGCUCGCGUCCUCCGUCCUCUCCUUCCUCUGCUUCCCCACGAUCUCCCCCGCCCUCCUCCUCCAUCGCCCCCGCGCCACCCGCCGCGUCGUCCUCCUCCUCCGCUCGACCUCCUCUUCCUCCUCCUCCUCCUCCUCCUCAUUGUCUUCUUCCUCCUCCGAUGGCUACGACUCCGCCCUCUACCGACCCCACUCCGAUUAACAAACAGCAGCAGGAGGAGAGACGGAGACGCUUCCGAGAUCGACGUGGAGGUGGAGGUGAAGAUAACUAACUGAGCAAGUCCUAUUUCGGAUGCAAAUUAAAUUGGGAAAGAAGGGACUUUCUCAAGCAUGUUUGAUGAAUUCCAAAUCUGCUCCUAGCAACAUGUGCUUAUAUUAUACCUUCUCCUGUCUUACCAUCAUUUAUUAAUGUCCUUUUUCCAAUAUCUUGAAAGUUGAAACCAAAAAAGCAAUGGUUUGAUGUUUCAGAUCAUAUGCGCCUUAUGAAAUAGUUUUCAAGGGGAUUAAACCAUGGUUCCUAUAUCCUUAUAACUAAACCCGACUACUUUGUGAAAACAACUGCCAUAGAGAAUGUGAAGAAAAUUCAAAAAUUAUAUAUCGGUGGUAUUUGUUUCUCUUGUACUAUUUUUCAUAGUGAUUUGGGUUGAAUACAAGGCCACAUAUGAUUUUUGGUUUCUCGGAUGCCAAAAGCUAGCUUUGUUUAAUUUGCUAUAUGGUCUUCAUUUAGUAUCUAUAGGUUGAUCUUUUGAAGCAGUCCCCUUCUGCUGUAGUACAUGUGUGAACGCUCAACAUUCCUAUGAUCUCCAGUAUCUUCAUAUACUGCAUUAUGCAUUUGGUUCUUGAUGCCUUUUGUAUGAUGCUUCUAACUCCCCACAUACUCAAUAUGACGGUGUUAUAAACCCCUUCAAGUUUCUCCAAGUAUCUUGUCUUACUGGGGUAUGCUAUAGUGUGAGAAAUAAUAUGUCUAUGCAUUCAAUAUACUACAUUGGAAUAUAUGAAACUGAUAGCUUUUAAAA